UAGGAGUACCUUCAUUUUUCUUUGCGUGUUUAGUCGGGUAGUAAUUUCAACUCAUUAAUUAUAUUUUUUAUUAAACAGAGAGUGAAUCGUAUAGAAGAAUGGCGGGAACUUUCGACCAGUAUUAAAUUGAGAAGUCGCGAUAUUAGAAUUCACAUCUGUGAAGAAACUGUAAAGUAUUCCUGUCCGCAUAAACAUAUAUAUUUGACGCACUGUCCACUCCCUAACAGAUCUGUGGCAACUUUACAUUCGGAAGAUAUCGUGCAAGUGACGCGAUUCGACCACUUCCUGUCUGCAUGAUAAAAUAUAUACAGGAAACGAAAAAUGUGAAUCACCGAAUAUUUUAUUUUAUCAUGAGUGAGAUGAUUACAAGUCUAUCUCAUAAUAUGACUGAUCUAUAUUUUUACGUGAAAUUAAGAUAGACAACAUAUGCGAAAUUGCAUAAUGUAUUCGCCAAGAAGGAAAGUUCUUUGGUUCGCAAUCGUCAGUAGAGGUGCAAUAUUAAUAUUGCAAACAAUUUUCAAUGCAUUAAUUCGCGAUCAUCAUGCAGAUGCGUUUAAAAGACCUUUGAAUUUCGCAGAAAAGGUAGGCUCCCAGUGGGAUCAAAUAAUUUACUUUUUAUUCAACGGUCUUACACGUUGGGACGGAGAAUAUUUUUUACAUAUUGCGAAAUAUGGGUAUACAUAUGAAAAUACUAUUGCUUUUUAUCCAUUGUAUCCAGCUCUGAUUCGUAUCAUUGCCAUUGCUUUGACGAAUAUAUUCCCUGUGUUAAACAGCCAAAAUUCCAUGAUCGUUGCUGCGACAUUUAUCAAUUUCCUAUGUUUCGUAAAAUCAGCCCUCAUCCUUUACGAUCUCUCCGUAUACGUAUUUCAAGAUACUGUAACGGCUUACAAAGCAGCGAUACUUUACUGUAUAAAUCCAGCCAGCAUAUUUUUCUCGGCCGUAUAUUCAGAAUCCAUAUUUGCAUAUUUAACAUUUUACACCAUGCUCAGCAGUAUGAAAUAUACGUCUACCAUUUAUUUUCCUUUGGCAUUGUCGAUUUUAACGAGGUCAAAUGGUAUCGUCAAUAUAGGCUUCCCUAUAUAUUUCGGACUUAAGGAUUGGUGUAAUUCUGUAUCGAAAGAAAUUCAGAAACAUAAACAAAAACGCAAUAUAUCAUAUAUUUUUAAACUAAUAACAUUAAAAAAUUGCUUUACUAUUUUGAGCACAAUAAUUAUAUCGCUAUCUCCGUUUUUUCUUUUACAAAUAUACAAUUAUAUUAAAUUUUGUACUUCUACAUUUGAUAAAUCGUUACUGCCAGUUCACGUUUUACAGUAUGCUACAGAAAAUAAUCUAGUAUUACCAGGCAUGACAGGUUCCAUAUGGUGUAAUGCUACUAUACCUCUAGCAUAUUCAUAUGUGCAAAAGACAUAUUGGAAUGUUGGAUUCUUAAGAUAUUAUCAAUUUAAACAAAUACCAAAUUUUAUUUUAGCUUGCCCGAUAUUGUUUAUUAUGUUGCAAUGUAUAAAAGAAUUUGCUUGCGAAUAUAAGGAUGAAUUGUAUUUGUUAGGACUUUUUGAUAAUAAAAGAAAAAACGGAAAUGCUACCAAAGUAAAGAAAUACCCAUUAAAUAUGUUUGUUUUUGUAGUACACGGAUUAUUUCUAACCAUGAUUUGUCUAUUCUUUACACAUAUCCAAGUCAGCACACGUUUAUUAGCUUCUGCGAGUCCUUUGAUAUAUUGGUACUGUGCUUUGAGCAUGUCUCAUAAGUAUAUCAAUCAUAUUGAUUUACGAUAUGAAAAUGAAGAAAACAUUGGCUCGAAAUGGAAAGUAUUUUUCUUAUCGCAAAAACAAUAUACAUUACAAGAUAAACUUGUACUAUUCUAUUUUAUAGGAUACGCAAUUAUAGGAUGUUUAUUGUUUUCAAAUUUCUUGCCAUGGACUUAAUGUCACGUUUUAUAUAUGUAUACUUAAUAUAUUGUAAUAAAAUAUAUUUUUUUAUUUUUUUGUUAUUGUAAAUACUAUAUAUUUAUUAAAAUUUAUGUAUAUAGAUAUUUAUUAUUUAUGUGUACAGAAAAAUCGCCCGCAGUACUUCGGGAAGUGAUUCGGAACUCAAAAAGAAGGGAAAAAAGCUAUAUAAACAUAGGUCCGACAAUAAGUUUUUUCCAAGUUAUAACCACUUUUAUGUUUAAAAAAUCGUAAUUUAUAGCUUUUUUCCUCCUUUUUGUGUCCCGAAUCACUUCCUGAAGUAUUGCGGGCGAUUUUCCGAAUACCUUGUAUAAAGAAUAAAAUUCUUUGUAGACAAAAACUUUGCAAAUUCUAAUAUUCAAAUAUAUUAAUUUUAC
Messenger RNA from Camponotus floridanus (Florida carpenter ant), 2321 nucleotides. RefSeq names its product GPI mannosyltransferase 2 (gene PIG-V). Gene Ontology annotation, biological process: GPI anchor biosynthetic process. The record is from RefSeq and is a predicted model, not a curated record. Gene Ontology annotation, cellular component: mannosyltransferase complex; endoplasmic reticulum membrane. The coding region runs from base 427 to 1923 and encodes 498 amino acids. The transcript has 3 exons. Gene Ontology annotation, molecular function: GPI mannosyltransferase activity; alpha-1,6-mannosyltransferase activity. Lineage: Eukaryota; Metazoa; Arthropoda; Insecta; Hymenoptera; Formicidae.